Molecule: messenger RNA, 1713 nt
Organism: Acanthaster planci (crown-of-thorns starfish)
Lineage: Eukaryota; Metazoa; Echinodermata; Asteroidea; Valvatida; Acanthasteridae
Gene: mrto4
Product: MRT4 homolog, ribosome maturation factor
Biological process (GO): nuclear-transcribed mRNA catabolic process; ribosomal large subunit biogenesis; ribosomal large subunit assembly
Cellular component (GO): nucleolus; preribosome, large subunit precursor
Molecular function (GO): RNA binding
Source: RefSeq, a predicted model, not a curated record
CGGUAACCCUGAAUCUGAAUCACAUGGCGAAGACGAUUGCACCGUCGUCGAUGUGUGUGUCCGACCUGGAAUCGUGACGUUUUUUAAUAUUUUCUGCUCACUAUAACACUGGUAGACUCAAUCUGACAAAUCAGCUAUGCCGAAAUCUAAAAGAGAUAGAAAAAUAUCAUUAACAAACACUCGGAAGAAGGGCCUAGAAUUGAAACAGAACCUUAUCGAGGAGGUCCGAGCAUCUGUUGACAGAUAUGCCAGAAUAUUCAUCUUUUCUGUGGAGAACAUGCGAAAUAGCAAAAUUAAAGACGUCAGAAGUAUGUGGAAACACAGCAGGUUUUUCUAUGGCAAAAACAAGGUGAUUGCUGUUGCUCUAGGAAAAGACAGGGCAAGUGAGUACCGGGAAGGACUUCAUAUAAUCAGCAGGAGAUUGAAAGGCAAUGUAGGGUUGCUGUUUACCAAUGAAACCAAGGAAACAGUUGUUAAGUGGUUUGACAAAUAUGUGGAACCAGAUUUUGCCCGAUCUGGAAAUGUUGCCCAGUCAACGGUGGUUCUAGAGCAGGGACCACUGGCCCAAUUCACACAUUCUAUGGAGCCUCAUCUCAGGCAGCUGGGUCUACCAACAUUACUCAAGAAAGGUGUUGUUACACUGGUUGCUGAGCAUACAGUGUGUAAAGAAGGUGAACCACUUACACCAGAGCAGGCAAGGAUACUGAAACUUCUUGGCAACACGAUGGUGAACUUCAAGAUUGAUCUCCUGGCUUUUUGGUCAAAUGACGGGACAUAUGAGGAUUUGAAGACCUCAGAAGUGACAGAUUCGACAUGUUACAGGACAGCACAGGAGAAGGACGAGGGAAGCGACGGCGAGCAAGAAAAGGAGGAUGCAGGGGAAAGUGAAGAUGAGGAGGAAGAUGAUGAUGAAUAAAACAACAGACAUUUCAACCUUGUACGUGGACAAGAAAGAGUUGGGGCUCAUUGAAACAGUUGAUACUACAGCUGUUAAGAAUACACGUAUCAAAGCCAGUGUCAUUUCCCACUGUGGCUAAUCGUAGUGCAUGUAUAUCAACUUUGAAGGGAACCAAAGCUACAGGGCAUAACUAAUGUUGCAAUUUAAUUAAACACCAACAGUUAAAUGAUGGCAUUAUUUGAAAAGAGUACCUAUAGUGAAUUUUUUUCAAAGAUCCUAUCCUUAGACAUCUUGGAGUAGAUGGAAAUUUUCAUGCCAGGGUUAGUUCUUAAAGUUUGGGUGAUCAUUUCAUCAGUCAGCAUGGCUCCCACCUCAAAUUUGUAGUCAACAACCCUAAGCUGUUAGAGUGAUUGAAACUGGGGGAUGCGAGACUGCUGAUUUCGGCAUCUCUCUUCCACAGUAACUGCCACAUCUAACCUCUGGGUACUCAUUCGAAUGUCAUGCUAUGUAUAUAUCUACUUUGAAAUUGAGUUACUGUUCAAGAGAAAAUGUGUACUUCUCAGGACAGCAUCCAACAUGUCAAUUUGUUGAGCCUUUGAAUUGGAAUCAAAACCAACAAGUCAUUUUGACAUUGGAAGCUACUACAUUGUAACGUUGGUUUUAAAAGAAACACUUUGCUUGUUUAUUUCUUUUCUCUGAAUGGACACUGACAUACAACUGUUCUCAAUGAUGCCACUACAGCUGCCUGAUGUCACGUCAACUACAAUAAAGAAAAACAAAGAAUGAAUAAACACUAACAUGUAAUGAACAUCCAA